AUGGAUUUCCUCGGCUCCAAUGUGAUAUCUGUUGCAUGUCGUGUCCACGGAUCAUUGUCCGAUAUUGACUUGACUACUAACGAGCAAGGUAUUAACCCGGAAACGAUUACCUACAUUACUGUGGUCCCUGCUAGCGGGUCAUUAGCCCCUACUGAAAUCAAUUUUGAUGUUGAAGACGAAGCGAUGUUGUGUGAUGAAGACAUGGACGGAGGCUGGCAACCUUCUUCGCAUGUUGAGAUUGAAAAGGUGACGCUUGAAAACGGAGAAACAGUUUGGCGUGUGCCUCGCAUCGUGCGACGGUAUCCCUCAUGGGAAGAAUUUCGCACAUACCUGGACGCGUAUUCAGCUGCAACAUUCCAGCUACACCGUGUUUGCACAACGUACUCGGUGCGCUCACGCAACGUUCGCCUUCGUCAACUAGCUGCAAGUCAAGGACUUCUUGUGCGCGGAAGUGAUGAAGAUGAUACAAAUCCAGCGGAGACUGAGCAAGAAGGUGUUCAUGGGUUGUCUCGAGUCCAUUUAGUACCCGAGCGAUAUGGAUGGUACUUGAAGACGUUCUUGUGCACAAACGGAUGGAAGCGUCGCAGUCGCGGUAGCGGCCAGCGUGUUAGCCACAACGUUCGGGCCGCUGAGUGCCCCGCCAAAAUAGGUGCAACACUGCAGCGUGCUGACUGUUCAAGUAAAUGGAGCGUCGUUGUCACGAAGCAUUUGGCAGAGCACAAUCAUGAGCUCUCGGAAGCGGUUUACCUCCAAUACUCUGAGGUUCGACGUGUACGCGAUCCUGAAGUGCUUGCACAGGCCGAGCAACUUUGGCGAGGUGGAGCUACACGUCGUCAUGUGUUUGAGUAUCUCAAAGAGCGAUCGCCGAAUCAAAUCUUUUUGAUGAAAGACGUGCACAACCUCGUUCAGCGGUGGCAGUCACGAGAGCGUCGUUUAAGACAAGACUAG
Messenger RNA from Peronospora belbahrii, 948 nucleotides. The record is from the annotation of a GenBank genome assembly. NCBI's taxonomy places the organism in Eukaryota, Oomycota, Peronosporomycetes, Peronosporales, Peronosporaceae.